Cornus florida is the source of this 2270-nucleotide messenger RNA. RefSeq names its product metal transporter Nramp2. Gene Ontology annotation, cellular component: membrane. Lineage: Eukaryota; Viridiplantae; Streptophyta; Magnoliopsida; Cornales; Cornaceae. Gene Ontology annotation, molecular function: manganese ion transmembrane transporter activity; cadmium ion transmembrane transporter activity. The record is from RefSeq and is a predicted model, not a curated record. Gene Ontology annotation, biological process: metal ion transport. The coding region runs from base 151 to 1782 and encodes 543 amino acids. The transcript is spliced from 4 exons.
GCCACGAGCACGACACGAGACCACCAUCGUCCGACGAACUCUCUCUCUCUCUCUCUCUCUCUCGCUCGCUCGCUCGCUCUCUGACGACGUUUCUCGCCGGCGAACCAAUACUCCGACGACGUUGAUUCAACCCGUCGGUGCUAUUACACAAUGAGCGAUCCUCUCCGAGAAGACGAUUCAAACGCAGACAACGCCAAAGACGACGAAGCCGAUCGUCUAUUGUCUUCCCAAUCGGCACAAUCUCAAUCUUUCUCUCUAUCGCCGUCACCAGGCGGUGAAAAAGACGACGAAGAAGUCGCUUACGAAUCGCGAGAGAAGGUCCUGAUCGUCAAUUUCGAUUCCACCGAAGCUUCCGCCGCCGAUUACUCGGCGGUCCCACCUUUCUCAUGGAAGAAAUUGUGGUUAUUCACGGGCCCAGGGUUCUUGAUGAGCAUUGCAUUUCUGGAUCCAGGAAACCUAGAAGGAGAUCUGCAGGCCGGAGCGAUUGCCGGCUACUCCCUGUUGUGGUUGCUGCUGUGGGCCACGUCUAUGGGCCUACUGAUCCAACUCUUGUCUGCCAGGGUCGGUGUCGCGACCGGCCGGCACUUGGCCGAGCUCUGUAGGGAGGAGUACCCCUAUUGGGCCGGGUUGUUGUUGUGGUUCAUGGCAGAGGUGGCCUUGAUUGGGGCUGAUAUACAGGAGGUGAUUGGGAGUGCCAUUGCCAUCCAGAUUCUUAGCCAUGGGCUUCUGCCUCUUUGGGCUGGUGUUUUAAUUACAGCUGCUGAUAGUUUCAUGUUUUUAUUUCUUGAGAACUACGGAGUGAGGAAGUUGGAAGCUGUUUUUGCAGUUCUCAUUUCAACUAUGGGUCUAGCUUUUGCCUGGAUGUUUGCUGAUACAAAGCCUAGUGGAAGAGAGCUUCUAGUAGGUCUUUUGGUUCCAAAACUUAGCUCAAAAACAAUUCGACAGGCAGUGGGAGUAGUGGGUUGUGUGAUAAUGCCUCACAAUGUAUUUCUGCAUUCUGCUUUGGUACAGUCAAGAGAAAUUGAUCCUCACAAGAAAGGUCAGGUCCAAGAGGCACUGAAUUACUACUCAAUUGAGUCCUCAGUUGCACUUUUUGUCUCCUUCAUGAUCAAUUUGUUUGUUACAACUGUAUUUGCUAAGGGAUUCUAUGGUACGAAACAAGCAGACAGUAUUGGCCUAGUAAAUGCAGGGCAGUAUCUUGAAGAGAAAUAUGGUGGAGGAAUGUUUCCAAUUCUCUAUAUCUGGGGUAUUGGGUUAUUGGCAGCAGGGCAAAGUAGCACCAUAACUGGCACUUAUGCAGGACAGUUUAUCAUGGGGGGUUUUCUUAAUUUGCGUUUGAAGAAAUGGCUGAGGGCAUUGAUUACACGAAGUUGUGCUAUUGUGCCAACUAUUAUUGUAGCUCUUGUUUUUAACAGAUCUGAAGCUUCGCUAGAUGUUCUAAAUGAAUGGCUUAAUGUGCUUCAAUCUGUACAGAUUCCUUUUGCACUUAUCCCGCUUCUUACGCUGGUGACUAAGCAGCAGGUUAUGGGAGUCUUUAAAAUUGGACCUACUUUGGAGAGAGUUGCUUGGACGGUGGCUGCCCUGGUAAUAGUGAUCAACGGCUACCUUUUGCUGGAUUUUUUCUUAUCAGAAGUUAAUGGAGUGUUAAUUGGUUUCGUGGUCUGUGCUGCGACUGCUGCAUAUGUGGCGUUCAUUAUAUAUCUUAUUUCACAUGGUGGUGGCCUGCCUUGUACUUUGUUCAACCUAAUACGCUCCAAAGGAUAUGUUUACGCAGGGAAUUGAGCCGAGCCGACCAAUUUCAUGCUUGUUUGAACACACUUCAAGAAGUCGUUAUGCCCUGUCCACCAAAGCCUUGCCGAAUAGCACAGAUGGGUUGUUCUACUCUUUCAACGGUGAAGCGUUCUCUUUCGACAAAUACCUCGAACUUCAGUGCAUAUAUCGACAGUGUGCAUACAAAUUGAAAAUUUGAGUGCAUUUUGCCUUUUACUGUACUUACUAGUACACGAUGAAGCAGACGUGGUCAAAAUUGGUGCAUUGAUCAUGCAGGAUAUUCUUCAUACUUUCCGAGGAUGGACAAAGCAUUCAUUUUUCCUUCCGGUGGCGUCUCCGGUGCCCACUGAAAGAGAUUUUGUGUAUUUAUUUUCCAGUAGAUGUAGAAUUGUUCCAUAUGCUGUAACAAAUAGAUGAGUCUAUUGCCUGUAGUCAAAUUGGCAAUUUGGUACCCAGUUGGAACUUCACUCUAUAUAAAGAUGGAAUGAAAUUAGUGCAAA